CUAGUUGUAACCUUUUUAGACAGUGUCCAAGUUUCAUUUUCUUCAUUUCUUCCCCCCUCCGUAUCAUCCGACACUAGCCUGUGCCGCCGCAGCCGCCACGACUCCCGGUCUCGUAAUCAAUUUUCUCCUCUAUUACGUGUACACACAUCGAACACUGCUAAGAAGGUCUUUGAGAUGGCUGAGGUUAUCACGGAAGCCCCCAAACUGCCAAUACCAGGAAAAAGGAAUAUCCUAAUUACCAGUGCUCUGCCUUACGUGAACAACGUGCCCCAUCUCGGCAACAUUAUCGGCUGUGUGUUGAGUGCGGAUGUUUUUGCUCGGUAUUGUAGACUCAGAGGAUACAAUGCGAUAUACAUAUGUGGAACGGAUGAGUAUGGGACAGCCACCGAGACAAAAGCCAUGGAAGAGAACUCUACUCCCCAAGAAAUUUGCGACAAGUAUCACGCAAUCCAUAAGGAAGUCUAUAAAUGGUUUAACAUUAGCUUCGACAAGUUUGGGCGAACAUCCACUCCCAAACAAACUGAGGUUUGUCAUUCCAUUUUCAAGAAGCUAUUGGAGAAAAACUGGCUUACUGAGAAUACAAUGCAGCAGCUUUACUGUGACACAUGCAAAAGAUUUUUAGCUGAUCGCCUUGUAGAGGGGACCUGUCCAACACCUGAUUGUAACUAUGACUCUGCACGCGGAGAUCAAUGCGAAAAGUGUGGGAAGCUGUUAAAUCCUACAGAACUAAAAGAGCCUAGAUGCAAGGUCUGUCGGACUACUCCAUGCAUUCGUGAUACAGACCACUUGUUCCUUGAGCUCCCUUUGUUGAAGGAUAAACUAGAGAGCUAUGUAAAAAGUAUGUCAGUGGAUGGUGGAUGGAGUCAGAACGCUAUUCACACAACACGUGCAUGGCUAAGAGAAGGACUAAAGCCAAGGUGUAUCACUAGAGAUUUGAAAUGGGGGGUUCCAGUUCCACAUGAGAAGUACAAAGACAAGGUUUUCUAUGUAUGGUUUGAUGCACCAAUUGGGUAUGUGUCAAUCACUUCAUGCUACACAGCCGAAUGGGAGAAAUGGUGGAAGAAUCCUGAGAAUGUUGAGCUAUACCAAUUUAUGGGCAAGGACAAUGUGCCUUUUCAUACAGUAAUUUUCCCAUCUACGCUACUUGGAACUGGUGAAAACUGGACUUUUAUGAAAACAAUCAGUGUCACAGAAUACUUGAACUAUGAAGCAGGGAAGUUUUCAAAAAGUAAAGGUGUUGGAGUCUUUGGAAAUGAUGUAAAGGAUACAACUAUUCCUGUGGAAGUAUGGAGAUACUACUUGCUAGCAAACCGGCCAGAGGUAUCAGACACAUUAUUUACAUGGACGGAUUUACAGGCAAAGUUAAAUAGCGAAUUACUUAGCAAUCUUGGGAACUACAUCAAUCGUGUCUUGAGUUUUAUUGCAAAAGAUUCUGCUUCUGGAUAUGGUUCCAUAAUUCCUGAUACUGAAGGUGUUGUAUCUCAUCCCUUAACUAAUGCUUUGGGAGAAAUGGCUGGAAACUAUGUGGAACAAUAUAUUGAAGCCAUGGAAAAGGUGAAAUUGAAGCAAGGUUUGAAAAUUGCCAUGUCUCUUUCUGGUGAAGGAAAUGCUUACCUGCAAGAAACCCAAUUUUGGAAGCUUUACAAGGAAGACAGGCGUGCAUGUUCAAUAGUUAUGAAAACUGCUGCUGGUCUAGUGUAUCUCCUUGCUUGCCUUUUAGAGCCUUUUAUGCCUUCCUUUUCACGUGAGGUAUGUAAGCAAUUAAAUUUGCCUGAAACCAUGCUUUCACUUGCUGCUGAAAAUGGUGUCAUUGAAAGGGCUAAAAAACCCUGGAAUAUUUUACCUGCUGGUCACAAAAUUGGAACACCUACACCGUUAUUCAAAGAGUUGAAAGAUGAAGAAGUUGAAUUCUACAGAGAGAAGUUUGCAGGAAGUCAAGCUGACAGGACCUUGAAGUUAGAAGAGGAAGAAAAGAGGAUUACCGAACAAUUAAAUAAAGCUAAAAUUUCAGAUGAAAAAACGAAGAAGGUAAGAUCAACAAAAUCAGCUGAAGCCAAAUUCAAGGCCACAUUGCCUGCCUCUGGUGAACUAGAAGUGUCCAUUGGCAGACUAGAUAUCCGUGUUGGUCUUAUCAAGAAAGCCCAAAAGCACCCUGAUGCUGAUUCUUUAUACGUAGAAGAGAUUGAUGUUGGUGAAGCACAGCCAAGGACUGUUGUUAGUGGCUUGGUCAAAUACAUUCCACUUGAAGAGAUGCAGAAUCGUAAAGUCUGUGUUCUAUGCAACCUCAAGCCAGUAACCAUGAGGGGUAUUAAAUCGCAAGCAAUGGUUCUUGCUGCCUCUGACCAUAAUCACACGAAGGUUGAGUUAGUUGAGCCACCUGAAGGUGCUGGUGUUGGCGAACAUGUUACGUUUCAGGGAUUCGAGUGCAAGCCUGAUGAUGUCUUGAACCCCAAGAAGAAGGUUUGGGAAACCGUCCAAGUGGAUCUCCACACUAACAAUGAGUUGGUAGCCUGCUACAAAAAUAUUCCAUUCACUACCUCAGCCGGGGUGUGCAAGGUUUCUUCCAUCUCUGAAGGGUCUAUAAGAUAGACUGGAUUCCGUAAACACCAGAGAAUAGAGCUCUACAUUUUUGCAAUAUUGUUUCUGGCUAAAAUCCCUCCUGUUUUUAUUGUUAUCCAGAUUCUUCUAAAGACUGGCUGUUUAUAGCAAAUAAGCAAAUCAGAUGUUGUCAUGUUUUAUUCAGGAUAUAGGAUAGUUACAUUUCAGCAUUUCUAAUUAAUUAUGGUGUAUGGGUACGUGUAGUUUGGUAAUUGGUAUACACAAAGUGAAAUUCCUAUGCAAAAUGCAUACUAGGGCUGGGAUUUUAGAAAUGGGUACGGGGAGAAUUGAUUUGACAACUUGUGCCAAAAUAUCAAUGCUAAUUUUGAUAUCAAUGUUAAUUUUAAUGAUGUUUACAUUUACGCUUCAAUUUAUAUUCACACAUGGAGAUUGACUUGAGAACUUGUGCCAAAAUAUCAAUGCAUGUGACCAUGAUGAACGACAUAUUUAUGUUUAUGUCUGUAUGUAUGUCCGUUUGUCUCAUGUCUAUGUAUAUGCCCAUGUAGGGGAGGACCGGUUCGGGCCUGGGUCCGGCCGGGCCUCGGUUCAUGAAAGGGGAGGCCCGGAACCGGCCCGGGUAACCCUGGGUCCGGUUCGGGCCGGGUCUCGGUUCUUAUAUUUUUUUUUGGCUUUUCCUAAUUAACCCCCAACCCUCCCCCCUCACCCCCAAACCACCUCAAAUGGCCCAUCAUACCCAGCCCAACCCAGCUGGGCCCAAACCGGCCGGGCCCAAAAAAAAAAGAAAAAAUAAUAAUUUGCCCGGACCGGGCCCAAACCGGCCGGGCCGGUUCACGUUUUAGGAGGCCCGGGCCCGGCCCGCCUACCUCACUGGGCCGGGUUGUCUAAAUCGGGCACCAACCGGUUCACUGGGCCGGUCCGGGCUUGCACAGUAGCGGGCUGGUCCGGUUCCGGGCCGGUUGGCCCGGCCCGAGUCCACUCCUAUGCCCAUGCACCCAUGCCCAUCAGCCCAUGCCAUGUAGGGGUGGAUUCGGGCUGGGUCGGGCCGCCGGUUAGUAUCACAUGGGCUCGGGACCGGCCCGAGGGUUGGACGGGUCCGUUUCGGGUCGGGCCACCCGCCCGGGUCACGGGCCGGGUCGGUUAAAAUUUUUUUUUAAAAUUUUUAAUUUAUAUUUUAUAGUUUAUAGUUUUAUACAAGUAUUAAAAAACAAACUUUAAGUGCAUUUAUUUGAAAUGAAAUAGGAACUACAUUUGAAAAUUAAAACAAACUUCAAGAGACAAACAUUUUGUAAAUUGUAAUUAAUCGGAACUUCCCGCACCUCCCGAUCCUUUGGCUUUGUCACAUGUCUUCAUAUGCUUCAUUGCCAUCCUGUAUCCGCCUGAAACCCA
Molecule: messenger RNA, 3945 nt
Organism: Cuscuta europaea
Lineage: Eukaryota; Viridiplantae; Streptophyta; Magnoliopsida; Solanales; Convolvulaceae
Source: the annotation of a GenBank genome assembly